AUGGUGGCAAACAUGUCAUUGAUCUUCAAGAAGGUGCACGAGACGCCUACAGUAGCUGGGCAGGAUAUUGCGGUGGAGAGCAGAGACUUUGAUCUUGACCAGGAAUUGACGGGGGGUUCUAUCUUGGUACAAGUUCUGUAUGUCUCAUUCGACCCGUACAUGAAAGGUCGCAUGGUUGAGAAGCCGGUGAUGGGCCCUUACAAGCUCAACGAGCCCAUCCCGAACACAGCCCUUGCCAAAAUCCUUCGAUCCAACAACGAAGCUUUCCCCGAAGGCGCCAUUGUCAGGGGUGAGUUUCCCAUUAGCCAGUACGCCAUCGCCACCGCCGAAGACUUGCAGGCCGGAUGGGCACACCUGAUCGAGAACCCUCUCGGCUUCCCCCUCGACACCUUCCUCGCCGGGCUAGGGAUGCCCGGACUCGCCGCCUACGCCUCUCUGUAUGAGAUCGGCAAGCCCAAAAAUGGUGAGACUCUGUAUGUCUCCGCCGCGGCCGGCGCCGUGGGCCAUGUCGUCGGGCAGAUCGCCAAGCGUGAGGGCCUACGUGUCAUCGGCUCCGUGGGCGCCGACGAAAAGGUCGACUAUCUCGUCAACGAGCUCGGCUUUGACGCUGUCUUCAACUACAAAAAGGAGACGGUCGACGAGAGCCUCGCGUGUCUUGCGCCCGACGGGAUAGACAUUUUCUACGACAAUGUCGGCGGUGAGACGCUGGACGCGGCUCUGCUGAAGAUGAACACGUAUGGACGUAUCGUCGCCUGCGGCGCCAUCAGCCAGUACACGCGUGUCCAAGGUCCUUACACGGGCUAUGGAGUCACCAACAUCUUCAACAUCACGGUGAAGCGGGUCACCAUGGCUGGCUACAUUGUGACCGACCCCAACAUCGGUCCCAAGUACGGCGCGGAGCAUAUGCAGAACGUAUCAAAGUGGAUUCACGAUGGUAGCUUUACGUCCAAGUCGACUGUUGUGGACGGCGUCGAUAACGCAGCCGAUGGGUUUGUGGGCAUGUUUUACGGCAAGAACAUUGGAAAGGCAGUUCUCAAGAUUUAG
This is a messenger RNA of Colletotrichum phormii, 1044 nucleotides long. RefSeq lists its product as uncharacterized. The transcript is spliced from 2 exons. Gene Ontology annotation, molecular function: oxidoreductase activity, acting on the CH-CH group of donors, NAD or NADP as acceptor. Lineage: Eukaryota; Fungi; Ascomycota; Sordariomycetes; Glomerellales; Glomerellaceae. Bases 1 to 1044 code for a protein of 347 amino acids. The record is from RefSeq and is a predicted model, not a curated record.